AUGCAGACUAAACAUCGACUAAUCGGUAUCGCAAACAUUAUAAAACUCAGUGUCGGUAUUGGUAUCGCGAGUAUCGACUCAGAAUCUCAGAAAAAGCUGACCGAAAGGGCAAAGGUUUUACUGCCAGACCUCGACUCUAAAGGAAGACCAACGUGUCUGUCGAGUCCGGACGACACCUUUUGUGAAGCCGUCCAAAAUUAUCCAAACGCAACCAUCAAACAGGAGAUUGAUUUCUCUCCGCUUCAAUUCCUUGAAAUAUUUGGCACCAAAGAUAUUGACGGAAGAAAGAGCUAUAUUGACGACGAUUUGACAGAAGAGAGAGUAUGUCGUCGAAUACCAAAAGUGAUUUAUCCACAAAUGGCUAAGAAUGAGGCAAAUCAAUGGAUUUAUGUGGUCAACGAAGUCGAGUACACUCAAGCAGUUGUCGCCGAGAUUUGCGAAAAAGAAGGCAAAUCAUGUGCUUAUUUAGAUAACAAUUUACCUCCGGGUAUGUAUUCGCGGUGCCGACAAAAAUACUCAUACAAACGAUUGCUUGCAUUACAUCCGACUGAGAAGAGGACAUAUUCGGACAAAUUCAAGUUCCCGUCGUGUUGUGCCUGUUAUGUCAAAUCCAAUGAUAUUCUCGGCAGAACUCUCAGGACUGGUCGCAAGAAAACCUGAUCCACUAAUUCUACCGCAA
Molecule: messenger RNA, 679 nt
Organism: Medioppia subpectinata
Lineage: Eukaryota; Metazoa; Arthropoda; Arachnida; Sarcoptiformes; Oppiidae
Source: the annotation of a GenBank genome assembly